Messenger RNA from Volvox carteri f. nagariensis, 2091 nucleotides. RefSeq lists its product as uncharacterized. The transcript is spliced from 6 exons. The record is from RefSeq and is a predicted model, not a curated record. NCBI's taxonomy places the organism in Eukaryota, Viridiplantae, Chlorophyta, Chlorophyceae, Chlamydomonadales, Volvocaceae. Bases 1 to 2091 code for a protein of 696 amino acids.
AUGGCAUCGCCAGGCCCUAACGCACAAGACAAUUGCAAUCCCCCAGCUGCACUGCCAACUGUUCCUGUGGGACAACGCAAGGAUCGCCGAGCCAGCAUCAUGAUAAAGGAAACAGAGCAGCUAUUAUGCGGACUUCACCAGGAUGCCGACCGCAGCGAGGCACUCAUGGCCGAGCUGGAAGCAUUGCUUGCCGCCGCGCAGCACGCUUCAGGCCAGCUGCAGGAAACCUCAGAGACCGACAUGGCGCCGAUGAAUAAUUCAGGGCAGGUGCUUCAAUUUGCUCCUGUUCAGCCGAUGCAGGUCGAAGACUCGGAGGACGACAACGACCUACCUGUCCCGGCAACCCGCACUCCAGUCGCCCAGUCCGCAUCAGAGAAACGGCGCUCCUCCGUCGUCACUUUCGAUGCCUCCAGCAUCACAAUCCCCGCCGGCGGCAUGCUCGGCGGCGCCGCCGCCGCCGCCUUUCCCUUCAGAACUCCACCCACUAGCCGCCGGACUCUCCAGGCCGCGAGAUCCUUCACGGAAUCCAAAUCCCCUGGUACACUGCGUCGUACAACCUUCACAGAUGUGGGCUCCAGAACCACGGCUGGGUCCCCAUCCCCAUCCCCAUCCCCAUCCCAACAUCAGCACCACCAACAGCAAAUGGGGGGUCCCUUAAGCCCGAUGGCGGUGGCGACGUCGUCAAUGUCGUCGUCGUCGGCGGCCGCGGCGGUUUCACCGCGUCGGCCGUCCAAUGUGGAAAUGGCUGAUUCAGCCACCCACGUGCAAUCUGUACGGCGCUCCAUUGGGACAUUGUUCGGCACUGGGACGUCAACCGCCCAGUUACCGUACAUUCAAGCGUGGGGGGGAGCUGCCGCGCGAGAGGAGUCUAUGGAUGGUGGCGGCAGCGGCGCCGACGGCGGCCUGGGUUCUGGAUUUGUGAGUAGCGGCGGCGGCGGCGGCGGCGGCGGCGGCGGCGGCGGCGGCGGCGGCGGGGGCAGUGUGAGUCAUGACGGGGGGUUAGCUCGAGGUCCAGCGACAUCAUCAUCUCAGGUUACCGGCAGUCGCAGCAGCAGUGGGUUCGCUAGCGGGAGGUUUCUGAAGAUCCUCCUGCGUGGGUUCUUCAACUCAAGCAGCACAUCUCCGGCAGAGACCGGCCCCACCGGGCCCAAAUCCUCACCGCCCUCUACAACUACAGCCACCUCUACUGCUACUGUUGCUGCUACCGCCACAGCGGUCACUCCGUUCCUCACAGCCACGAUGUCCAACGCUAUAGUGCCCACAAACACAGAUACGGUCACAACGGUAGCCGCCAGCGCCGCAUCGACCACAUUAUCAUCCGCCGCCGCCGUCGCUGUCACCGCCAGCAUCGCUUUGGAGUCGUCCCUCUACCACCACGGGGCUCUUAGCAGCAUGAAGGUCCGCGCUACAUCGAGGGGCCAGUUGACGACACGUCACGCUGGUGGCGGCGGCGGCGGCGGCGGCGGCGGUAUGCAUCGGUCCAGCACUGGAGCACCGUCGCCGGUGCUAGUGGCCCGGAGCGCCAGCGUCAGCUCCCCCACCGCCGCCGCGACCCUUAGCCCUCAUGCGCUGAUUCCGACACCGCCCGGCGGCGGCGGCGGCGGUGGCUGCAGCAGCGGCCCGGUGCCGUACCAACUGCGCCGUCAGACAUCUGGAUCCGGAUCUAUCACGCCGAUGGCGAUGAUGCAGUCGCCGUCACCCGCUGGCUGCGUGGCGUCGUCGUCAUGCCUCAGUCCGACGUCACCCAGCGCGUCGUUGUACGGCGCGAUGUCGCCGUCGCCGUCGCCAUCCUCGUCGGCGGUACCUGCGGAGAGCAAUCACCUUGUUUUGCACGUGUGGCUGGGUAGGGUGGUGGUGAUGGUGAUGGUGAUGGUGAUGGUGAUGGUGAUGGUGAUGGUGAUGGUGAUGGUGAUGGUGAUGGUGAUGGUGAUGGUGAUGGUGAUGGUGAUGGUGAUGGUGAUGGUGAUGGUGAUGGUGAUGGUGAUGGUGAUGGUGAUGGUGAUGGUGAUGGUGAUGGUGAUGGUGAUGGUGAUGGUGAUGCGUCUGGGGCAAGAUUUGUACGACAAGUACGGCUUGCCUGACAUGUGGUAG